Messenger RNA from Gekko japonicus, 1467 nucleotides. It is a transcript of the gene TMEM40, whose product is annotated as transmembrane protein 40. NCBI's taxonomy places the organism in Eukaryota, Metazoa, Chordata, Lepidosauria, Squamata, Gekkonidae. Bases 316 to 810 code for a protein of 164 amino acids. The transcript has 11 exons. The record is from RefSeq and is a predicted model, not a curated record.
AGCCUCUGAGUAACAACUAAGUCCAAUGAAGUGUAAUGGAACAGAGGGAGGAGUGUGGCUUAACAGACUAGAAAGUCUUGUUUCCAGGAAUACCUAUGAGGAGUUGCCUUCAUGAAUUUUCAGUCCCUCCGUGUUACUAUUUCAACAAGUUGUAAUUCUGUUGUGGAUUAGAUUUUGACCAGCCUCUGGCAUUACCUGGUAACAAAAGCCCAAGCAGCAUACUGGAGCCAGAUUAUAUUUGAAACAGAACAACAGCAUCUACACACAGUUAGUUACCAACGAUAGAAGUUAUAUAUUCACAUUACAGACACAGCAAUGAGCAACUCAGAUUCUUCGGUUCCAGCUCAUUCAGCAGAACAUCAAGAUGGAAAACGAAAACGAGUUAAAAAACCAAAAUCUCAAGAAGAUGAAAGUGUGGCUGGGGAGCUGGAAAUGCACAGUCAACCACAAGAUUCACCCAAAGAAAUUGUUCCAUACAGUGGAUCAGAGGUAAUGGUCAGAGAUGGCACAAGCACAGAUGUAUCUGAAAAUGGAGCCUGCCACUUGACUGAACAUCCAAGGUGGUGGAUACGAAAAGAUGAUGAAUUUUUCCAUUUUGUCAUUGUUUGCUUUGCGGUUGGAACUUUAUUAGUUUGCUUUUACAAAUAUAAAGACUGGACCAUUUCUGUUGGUGUUGGUUUGAUUACCUUUGCAGCCUUGGAAACAACUGGGAUAUAUUUCGGCUUAGUGUGUCGUAUUCGUGCUGUCAUGGAUAGUUUUAUUCCCCUGCUGAAGAGAGUUAGACUACCUGGUUUCAAGAAAACAACCUGAAGAUUUCAAGAGAACUGAAAUGAACAUUUGGCCUUAAUGUUAACAAGGUGUUUGAUAUACAACAACUGUGUAUUAAACAAACAAAUGUGGUUUUCUCUCACCUGGGGAGAAGAAAAACAGCACUCCAGUUGCCCCUUUCUUCUCUUUGGUGUAGGAUGUGUCUAAGAGAUAAUGACUAGGUCUAAAAAUUUCAUUCCUGUCUCUUUUGUAUAGAUGGUCUGGUUCCACAGAGAUCAGUCUACUUACUCCAACCUACCUAACUUGUAUUAGGCCCUUAGUAGCUUGCCUUGACAUUCUCCAAGUUUCACAAACAAAACGUUGAAUGUCAUUCCUGUGUCUCAUCUAGAUACUUGUACAGGAAGGUCACUUUGAGUGAGAGCUACCAAACAGAGGUGGCAUUGGAGUGUUAUGUGAGGCAGCUGUUUUUACACCAGUGGCAUAGACCACUUUCUUAGCCCUCCAGUGCAACUGGAAAUAAAUCAGCCGAUUCACACUGAGCCAAUAGAGCAGUUUCAGCCUUUGGAGAAACUUGCCAUCACUUGCUUUUAAUUUCCAGUAAUCGAAGUACAGCUUCUUCUAACAUGCUGUAUGAUAUGGGGGGGGGGUAGGUUUCAUGCAUUUCUCAGUCAUCUGUUUUCUCAGAACCCAUGAUACAAA